GUCCAGCCUUUGUUUGCUGGUAACAAGUAUGUACAGCUUCGACGGCUUGUUUCAACAGGAUGCAAAGAAGUAACAUGGUGUUAACUUGUAGCUUGAUGUAUUAUCAGUGAAUGAAAGAAAACAUAAGAUGUCUCUCCAUUUUAAAGAGGACUUUUACAUCAGCUUUCCUACCCACAUUUGAGCAAACCCUUCUGGAGAUAGAAUCACCAUGGAGCCGAGAAAAGGAACUGUGCCCAUUGGUGUGACAGAACCUUUGAUUAGAGUCUGUGGAGAAACUGCAAUGGGGCUCCAUCUUGAGGCUGUGUCCUCAUGUGAGUCAUGUGAUGUGAACCUUCCUGAGCCACAACCAACCAGGACGCUGAAGUGGACCGCCUUCAAGCUCUUUGGGGGCAGGAGAAGCAUCUGCACUCUGCCAAGCUUCUUCAGGAGUAGAAAAUGUCAUGGAAAGGGGACCUCAAAAAAGGGGAUAAACAAGAGCAAAACUCACGAUGGCAUCAGCAAGGUGAGCUGGGAAGAUGGAGGAAGAGCGGGGGACAUGCCAACAAAGGAUUUUGAAUACCACAGGCAGAAAGACUCAGCCUUACCCAGCAGCAAGAGUUCACAGGUUAUGAACGAGCUUUCUGAAGGGGGUGUGUCCUCCUGCCUGCCAACUGUCAGUGGUGAUCAUAAAGCCUUUUGGGACAAAUCCUUGCACUUUCGUCGACCAAAGAGAGGACUGAAAGGUUUCUUUAGCAGCCUCAGGUGUCCCAAAAAGCACAGAAAUGUUGAGUCAGGAAAUCGUGAGACUUUUGAAUUGUCGGGAGACAUCAGUGAACACACAAUGCAUUCCACUGAGUCUGAGAUUGAUAACCACGACCCAAAGAGUGUGGGUAAUUUGGCUGAACCCAAGGCUCCUGCUUCUGAUGUCAAAGACACUUUAACUGUAGCAUGUGAGGUAAACAAGGAGGUUAUUGUGUCUGUAAACCCUGUUGACUGCACUGACCAGGACAGCACUGACCGGGACAGUUUGAAAUCACUGACUGGUGUAGCUACAGCUCUAGAGCCAGCAGCAAAUGCUCUGAAUGUUGCUAUUGAAGUUGAGGCUCCAUCCUCUAAUGUUGACCUUACCAUUGCCUCUGUUGCCAGGCUGGACCUCGCAGAGAGCAGUGAGCGAUCUGUUCAGUCACCUGAACAUGUCUAUGUAAUAUCAGCGGAUGAAGCCUCUCUGAAAAGCUUUGACUCGCUGACCGGUUGUGGGGAUGUCAUUGCAGACCAGGAUGAGGACGGCGUUGCUGAUAGGACAGUUGUGAGAGAGAAGAGCUGCAGCGCUGCUAAGAGGAGCUCCAGCUAUGUCAAUUUUCAAGGUGGAGGGGAAGAAAUGGCCACUCCUGAUGAGGUAGACUAUCUUAGGGGAUUAUGGGAGAGUGACACAGUUGAUGAGGUGGGCAGCUUUCCUAGAGAGCACCCAGGUUAUGUUUCAUGUGAUGUUAGCCUGGCUGUAACUGAAGCACCACUCAUUGCCUCUCCCCAUAUGGAUGCUGGUGGCAAUUGCAGCAGUUUGCAACAUGGAACUGGCACUAGCAAUGCACCAAUACAUGUGCUGACACCUCAGAGUGACCAGCAGGGGUCACUGCCCAACAGUGACGAAGGCUAUUAUGAUUCUACCACCCCAGGCCCGGAUGAGGAUAGAAGACAUGACCUUGUUGGAAUUGCAAAUGAAAGGCUGCCGAGAGACAGUUAUAGCGGUGAUGCCCUUUAUGAGCUCUAUGAGUCAGAGGACCCCCUAACAAGCCCCCCGGUAGAGGGCAAACACUCAGUUGAAACGUUGUCAUCCGCGCUGGACACGCUGGAUUUUUUAUGCUUGACAUCUCAGGACCCUGAUGAAGAGCAUCUCCGUGAACCCCAGAAUGUACAGAAUUCAACUGCUAAGGAACAGGCUGAAUUCAAAUUCUGUUUUAAAAAAAGUCCCGCUGAGUGCAUAACAAGGCUAAAUGAAAAACAAGCUUGCCAAAAUGAGGAACAGCUGCAGGUUAUUUCAUGGAUACCAAGUCCGAAAGAUGAGUGUGUCUCAUAUGAACAUAGAUGCCUUAAUGACAGAAACAAGAAUGGUAAAAGUGUGUUCUGCUUUGAGAAAUCAAAAGACAAUCAUCUAGAUGACACGAAAGAUGUCAUUUGUACUGCCCCUAUCCCAAAGUCAGCACUACCACUGCAAGAUUUAACUUCUUGUGCAGUGCAAGUCCAUCAAAUGGACCUUCCAGAGAAUCAAGGGAAAAUGAGUCUUUCCAACAAAUUGGAGGUAGGAGCAGAACAUGGGCAGACUGUUUGCUUUUCUCAAGCACUCGUGAACUUCACAAACGACACCAGACUUUUCAAUAAUCUCUCUCGCAGUCUGGUGGGCCCUGAACAAGGCUCUGUGUUUACUCAGAACAUGGAGGCUCUUCCAGCUAUGGUGACUUUUGACGUAUUCGAUACAGAAAAUGAGGGGGAAUGUGAUCGUCACACGGAGAUGGAUAUUGAGUUGGAAAUGGAAAUGGAGAUGGAGGGUACGGAUGAUGAUGUGGAAUCGCCCUAUGAGUCCUCACCAUAUGAAAGCUACCUGCAAAAGGAUGCAUUUGCGGAAUGGGAUGACAAAAUGUUAAAUGACUUUGACCGGAGUUUGCUCUGUAGUAACGCCUGGGGGGUUGCAAGUCUUCCACGGUAUUAUGGCCUUGGUGGUAUUAGCCCACCUAUACCAGCUGCACUAUCAGCAAAGAGGAGAAGCAGGUCCCUGGACACAGAUGCCUUGGAAUCUGAGAUAAGUGACUUGUGUCUGACAAAAACUAAGCCGAAGCCUGUAUUGAUUGCACUCCCUAAAUCUGAACAACGUUCCAGUAAGUUAUCCCCCUUACACUUCAAAACUAAUGGGCACUUAGCCAGCCCAGAAAUGCUGGGCAGAGCUGAAACAACUGUAUCAUGGCAACCACAGACUUCAGGAAGCUCAGUGCCUUCACAGACUGAUGAGGAAAGAAUAGGCUGGAUAGAGUAUGCUUUGGAAAGAGAGGGGGCUAAGCCAGCAUUCUAUCAGGCUGAAGGACCACAAUCUCAGCACAUAGGCCAAGGUACUAAAUGCAAAAUCAGACCUCAGAUUUCCAUGUGUGCGGUGCAGGAGAAAUUGGGCUGUAAUUCUACACUGCAGAGCCCUGGACAGAUGGUCAAAUCGUCACAUCUGCCGGUACAAUGUGGUCCCCGCAGCUUUCAACCCGAUGCGUCUAUGCCGGGGACCCCAGGAGAAUUCUCACGCAGGGCUUCUGCUCAAGUAUCCGCGUUAGAUGACAGGAACCCAGCACAUUUCUCACAGAAACAUUUUGCAAAGCAGCUCCACAAGUCUACCCAACCACCUUCUAAGAUCAGACCUGUGGGAAUCACUCGAGGGAUGCCUCAUUUCCGUCCAGACACAAAUCGAACCUCCAAACUGACAAACUGCAAGAAACAAAGAGAAUCCACCAGCAAAGGCAGAGAAGAUCUUAGUGUGUCUCUGCCUGUUGGUUGUCACAAGCACUCAGCGUAGAGAUUGGAGUUGUUUGAAGAUGAUACAGUCCAGAAUUUAUAUGAAUUAUUCACAUUUACUGCCAGUAUUUUCUUGCCAAUAUUGUCAUUUCACAAGUUUGCAGACAUAACACCCACCAAUAAUUUUCUGUUGCAUGUCUUUAUUGAAAAUGUACCAUACCAGGCAAAGCUUAACCAUGAAGCCUUAUUGUUUUCUUGAAGUACUGCAGUUAUGUGGAUUCUCACCAGAGUGUGCCAAGGUUUCACAUUGAUUGUUAAUUGCUAAGAUAGUGGUUCCCUCUGUGUUUUCUGGAUCUCAUUUAAAUGGAGAAAAUGGCAAUAAGUCAUAUUUUUUCCCUCUGUGUAUGAUUGGGCUAUUUUCUUUUUUAAACUGACCUUAUCUAAUCACAUCGUAAUCUUGCAUCCAAGAAAUGGCCUUUUAGAAUCUACAGUAAGGUAGUCCAUAUUACAGUUGUUUCAUGCAUUUUCUGUUAAACGGUACUGUUUAUAGUCUUCAGGUUGCUGUCACAGAGUAAGCACAGGCUUAUAUUUUGUAUUACAGCACAAUUCUACCUAUCAUGCUUUGAUGUGCUCGUUGUGAAUUAACCUCACCAGAGCAUUCAAAGGCAAAACAUACUUGAUACUUCCAUGUCUGAAGUGUACCUAUGUCCUGAAGGCCUUUAGCUGGUUCUUUUAGUUUAGGGUUCUUCUUGAAGGGUGGUUCAUGGUGCUUUGAUUAAACCACCCUUUAAUACAUUUACCCAUUUAUUUAGGUAUUUAGGUAUGUCUCUUUGCCUUGUUCUUUUAUUAGUCAAAUAUUUACUGCUGCUAUUGUGUAUCAUUCAUUUGUAAGAAUACUGCUACAAGCUGUGCUUUUUUCAUUUCCAAGGCUGCUGGACAGUCUGGAAGUAGACUGAAUGUUAACAAUUUGCUCACAUUCAUUAGUUUUAGUUAGACUAGAACUACAGACAUUUAUACUGCUACAUAUCAUGACUGAACAAUGUAUGAACAGUGUACUUUAUAACUUCUCACAUUGCCAAACCAGGAAAUGACAUUGUGGGCCCUGCACUGCAGUUUGACCUUUAAGCUUGAAAACAUACAUGACAGGAUGGUAUUUCAAAGUGCAGGUUGUCAUGUACAGUCACAUCUUGCCCUGUAUUUUAUAAAGCAAAAGGUUUGUUGGGAGAGGAAGAAUUUAUGAUCUUAUGAAGAUAUUAAUUGACACAUGAAAUCAAACGAAUGCAAUUUUGCCUUGGAUUAACUCAUCUCAGAACACAGGUGCAGGCUUCACUACACUGUAGCAGGAUUUUCUGCUGAAGCAGUAUCCAUGGGUUCUUUGUGUCCUCUCUAGUGCUUUACUUGUAGAAUUGGUUUAGGAUAGUUUUAGGGUACCGCUGCAUUUGAGAACACUAGUUUGUGUGUUGUGCAUGAGACCUGGAAUAGCGUAUUUUUUGGUUGUUCGAUCAAUAUUUUUACCUGCAUCAUUGAUUUUGCAAACAUGACUGCCAGUCUGCUUGGGACUAUUAGCCUUUCAUACUAUAAUUAUGUUUAACUCCCAACUUCACUUUAGUGUGAUUGGCUGCCCAGAUUGCUGAAUUAUUACAAUUGGAUAGCUCCACUGCUUGCAAUCUUUGCUGCUCAUUUGAAAUUUUAUCACAGCAAACGUAAAACACAAAAAGGCCAUUGCUUUUCAGCGAGAGGUCAGUGUUAGAUACCCAGGGUAGGCUUUUGCCCUUACAGGGCACUUCAGUUGCUUAAUCCCCCCAGGUCUCUCCCCAAUUUUGGGAGUGUUUAACCUAUUUCUUCAUUUAAAUGCAGCAGUACAGAAACAAUAGAACACGCAAGCUACAUACAUGUACACCUGCUCCUCACUGACCCUUGGUUAUAGCUGUUGUUGUCCCAGUAACCAUGCAGGAUGUACUGUCAGCUCAGUGGGAGGUGUGCCAUGUUGAAAUAUGAGCUUAUCUCAUGCACUUACCCAGUGAUGCAUGAAUGCAUGUGUGAUCCACAGCAUGGACUGUUCAUGCAGAACCAAUUUAGCAAAACUGUAAGCUGCACUGAGCUUUACGGUGCUCAAUGGGGAAAGUGUGAACAUCCUAUUAAGAUUUAAAUGUCAAUCUGAUAUCCUCACUUAAGGGAAAGAUUGUAUUUAAUAGGGCUUCAGUCUGCCUUAAAUCAACACUGCUGCUAGGUCAGGCUUCAGUGCCUUCUCAGUGUUAUUCGAAAUCAUACCAACAACAUGGUUAGCUCCUGAGUUCUUUCUAUCCUCUUUGCUUCUUUUGACUAAAGAAAGGGGUAGGCAACCCUGGCCUGAAUUGGAAGUGAUACUUCUGUUUGAGUUUGGUACAGGUUGAUCAAUGAUUAGGGUCUCUAAACCUUAAUAUUUGGAAUGAAUCUGAAUGGUGACAUGCUGGAGUAUAUCCAUCAUGGUCACCAGCUUACAUUAAACCUAUUAAUUUAUCCAAAUUUGGGAUUGGGAUGCAGCUAAAAUCAGAACUAUAUCUGGCAUUCAACGACCAGGGAUGUCUACUAGAAAGUGGCUGCUCAUAACAGGAGUUACCAGAAGUAUACUAUAUAACAAUUAAUGAAUAUUCAUAAAGUGAAGGACAGGGCAACCUCUUUGUGAAUAUAGAACUAGUUUUCAGCUUCAACGGUAACUUCCAAUUUUAAGAAUAUGGAGCUGACUAUCUGGUUAGUCUAUAGAUCCUGUGUUGUGACUUAUUUAUAUGCUAAUGUAAAACAUUUCUUUUUUUACUAUGAAUCCACCUUUUCUGUUUUAUUGUGCUGGUUGUUAGUUUAAAUCUUUGUCCUGUACAGUUGAGUACUGAUACUGCAAAAGUUUUGCUUUUCUUAGUCUACACUGACCGACAGUAGCCUUUCUCUUUAAUUCAUUAUGGGACUUCCCUAUGGAUGUUAAUAUAAAAUUCAUUUCUGUGACUGGUUCUUACCAACAUCUUUGUAUUGUAAUGCUAACCUUUUUGAAGCGCUCACCUGUUUGCUUUUGGAAUAUAUUUUGUAAGUAUGAAGAUGCAACUGAAUUUGUCUUGUUGUUCACACCCUUUUUCUGGAAAGCAGUUUGUUUUUAGCAAGAUCUUCUGAAAUGAUUGUGGUGAAUGUCCCCAAUUUUUCAAGUUUCAUAAAAGCAAAGAUCUUCACUUUA
This is a messenger RNA of Anguilla anguilla (European eel), 6664 nucleotides long. Its product is annotated as APC membrane recruitment protein 1-like. Gene Ontology annotation, molecular function: beta-catenin binding; phosphatidylinositol-4,5-bisphosphate binding. Gene Ontology annotation, biological process: regulation of canonical Wnt signaling pathway. Gene Ontology annotation, cellular component: plasma membrane. The transcript is spliced from 2 exons. The coding region runs from base 209 to 3526 and encodes 1105 amino acids. The record is from RefSeq and is a predicted model, not a curated record. NCBI's taxonomy places the organism in Eukaryota, Metazoa, Chordata, Actinopteri, Anguilliformes, Anguillidae.